This is a messenger RNA of Megalobrama amblycephala (Wuchang bream), 869 nucleotides long. RefSeq lists its product as uncharacterized. The record is from RefSeq and is a predicted model, not a curated record. Gene Ontology annotation, molecular function: protein binding. NCBI's taxonomy places the organism in Eukaryota, Metazoa, Chordata, Actinopteri, Cypriniformes, Xenocyprididae. The coding region runs from base 81 to 854 and encodes 257 amino acids. The transcript has 4 exons.
AGUGAAUCAGACACUAUAAAAGGAACAUGAGAGGCUGUGAGGAUGACAGAGCAAGAGCUGGAAACAAACAUCAGUGAAGAAUGAAGGCUUUAGUAUGUAUACUGCUGCUGUUGGAAACCUUUGUGUUUGUCGUCCAGCAGCAGGUAGAUGGAGGACUCAAUGAGAAUGAGAUCAGUCAACAGAUCAGCUCUGAGGACGGAAGACAGAAUCCACCUCAAACAGACACUUUGAGAGCUGAAGCUUCAACUGACAGCCACCAAAACUGCGAUCUGGGCUUCCCUGACAUCUAUGCAUCACUGAGAGAACUGACCACCACCGUUACAGAGCAGAAAGAACAUAUCAGAGCUUUAGAGACGCAACUGAGGGAUGAGAUGAACAAGAAAAAUGAAGAAAUUUCAAAUCUUAUUCUGGGUCAAGAGGAGUUGAAAAAGGAAAAUAGAGACAGAGAAAUAGCUUUUUCAGCUGCACUGAUGGAAUCUGGCAAUGGAUAUUUUGGUCCUUUUACCACUGAGAUCACAGUAACCUACAGGAACGUCUUCACAAACAUAGGGAACGCCUACAACCCAAAUACAGGUGUUUUCACAGCCCCACUGAAAGGAGCGUACAUGUUCAGAAUCAAUGUAUAUGGUUAUGGUCCAACUCCAUCAACUGGAUCCAUUUUUAAGAAUGGAGAGCGUUUGGUUAUGGCAAAUGCUAAUCAGGCUCAGGAUUGGUUAAAUUCCUCGAAUGGAGUUGUGUUGAUCCUGGAGGUUGGAGAUGUUGUCUAUGUGAAACUUUGGCAUAGCAGGAGGAUGUAUGAUAGCCAGUAUAACCACAACACUUUCAGUGGUUACCUACUAUUUCCCAUAAAAUAACAGGAGCUUUCCAGA